CUCGCGUACCAAUUUCUUCUCCUUUCACCAAUUCAUCGAAGCGAAAUGAUUUCGAAAACGUUUAUCCGAAGAAUCCUCUGAGAAUUAAGCUUCGAUAUGAGCCGUCCGAGCUCCGGUCAAUUCGAGCUAGGUUUUCCUCGAACGAUGCCCAGUCCUUGGGGAGCGGCCCGCCGCCGGCAGGUAACGAGGCUUCGGAGUCGAGUUUUGCUGAGUUCAUCACUUCCGAGCGAAUCAAAGUCGUCGCGAUGCUCGGACUGGCUUUGGCACUCUGCAACGCCGAUCGAGUUGUUAUGUCGGUGGCGAUUGUUCCUUUGUCUCUGGCUCACGGAUGGAGCCGAUCUUUCGCCGGCGUUGUUCAGGUGACUUUGUUGAUUUAUUUCCCCCUGGUUCUUAAAAGUUUAGGCAUGCAUGAAUAGUAUGAAUAAUAGGUGUGAGGUUUUCGAAAGAAGCAUUAUGAAUAGAGAAUAAUGCUGGAGGGAAAAUUGGAAGCCAGAAAAAGGCUUCGAUUGGACUUAGUUCAAAAUUUGAGAACAUAAGGAAAGGAAAUUAUAAAAGAACUCAUUUUUCUUGUUUGGGUAUUCAGGACGUUGAGAAAGAAUAUAAAAUAUAUAGUUAAUUAAUUAAUGAAAAUUUACCUCGCAUGCCAUUGUUCUUUGAUUUUUUCUUAAUUUUUCCAAUCGAAAUUGAAUAAGUUUUUGUUUUUGAUCGUAGACUUUUGAAAAACACUAACCCUACUUUGGGAGCUUGGAUUUCAGGCAUUGGAUUUGAAUUUGUGUGGAUUUGGAAUUAACUAAGUAAAGAUUGAAAGAGAAGAUGUGCUUAUUUAUAUUCUACUUAGGACAAUUCAGUUGUCCAUGUAAACCCGAUCCUAGUAUGUGAAUGCCUGCCAUUGGGCUUCGAUAAAUCUAGUGAAAAAGACUUUGCUAACGAGAAAUUUGUUCCUGGUACAACAGUAUCAAUUGCUUUUUAUCACCUCUGAUUCAUUAAUAGCCACUAAUGGCAGUCAUCUUUCCUCUGGGGAUACCUAAUAUCUCCAAUAGCUGGGGGAGCUCUUGUGGACUAUUAUGGUGGUAAGAGAGUCAUGGCAUGGGGUGUGGCACUGUGGUCAUUAGCUACAUUUCUCACUCCCUGGGCAGCAGAAGCUUCUCUCUGGGCUCUGCUUGCCAUGCGGGUUUUGCUUGGCAUUGCAGAAGGGGUUGCACUUCCUUGCAUGAACAACAUGGUAGCAAGAUGGUUUCCUCAAACAGAACGAUCCAGAGCUGUUGGAAUCGCAAUGGGUGGGUUUCAGCUUGGAAGUGCAAUAGGACUUACUCUCUCUCCGAUCCUGAUGUCACAGGGUGGUCUCUUUGGGCCAUUUGUAAUAUUUGGAUUAUCUGGAUUCCUCUGGGUUUUGGUGUGGGUGUCUGCAGUAUCAAGUACUCCUAAUCAAAAUCCUCAAAUAUCAAAAUAUGAGUUGGACUAUAUACUAAAUAAGAGGCUUAUGGUAGAGAACAGACCCAAGGCAGGCAAAGUGAUACCUCCCUUUAGGCGCUUGCUUUCAAAGCUACCAACAUGGUCCCUAAUUGUUGCAAAUUCCAUGCAUAGCUGGGGAUUUUUUGUCAUUCUUUCAUGGAUGCCCAUUUACUUUAACACGGUAUAUCAUGCUGACCUAAGACAAGCAGCAUGGUUUAGUGCCAUUCCAUGGAGUGUGAUGGCAUUUAUGGGGUACUUUGGUGGUGUCUGGUCAGACAAAUUGAUACAGGGAGGUAUGAGUGUCACUUUGACUCGCAAAAUCAUGCAGUCAAUUGGUUUCAUUGGUCCUGGGAUUGCACUUGUUGGUCUAACUACAGCAAAGAGCGCAUCAAUUGCAUCUGCUUGGCUUACUUUAGCAAUUGGAUUAAAAUCUUUCAGUCACUCGGGUUUUCUUGUGAACCUUCAGGAGAUUGCUCCACAGUAUUCUGGUGUUCUACACGGAAUUUCCAAUACUGCAGGAACAUUGGCUGCUAUAUUGGGGACAGUUGGAGCUGGUUUCUUUGUUGAUCUGGUGGGAUCAUUCCAGGGGUUUCUCUUGCUUACAUCUCUCUUGUAUGUUCUUUCUGCACUUUUCUAUGACUUCUUUUCUACUGGGGAGAGAGUCAAUUUUGAUGAAACAGCUGCUUCAUAAACCAGAUUUGAAAGAAUGCCUAUUCCAUGAUGAUGAACAUUUCCAAUUGCAGAAGCAAAUGCAGUGAUGAAUCCUUGGCAUAUUUGGGUCGGAAAUCCCCGCCAUGCUGAGGUUUUACUCUUUAUUUUUUUUCUUGGGACUGAAAAAUGAGAAUGUAUUAUUGUAUAAAUUGUAGUGGAGAUGAUUAUUAAAAUAAAUAAAGUCAUACUGGGGACGUCUCCACUUCUGGCUACUCGCAGAAGAAGAACAAAGUUAGUUUUGGGUGAUUCAAGGGUUUGAAAAUAUCAGUUGGAAGUGGUGUUAACAUCUUAGUUUCAUCUGUGUAUAAAGCAAAAAAUACUAUUUUCGCUGCUCAUGUUGUGAGAUGUAGGUCAAAACUAACCACUAAGAGUUCCCGUUUUCAGAA
Malania oleifera is the source of this 2549-nucleotide messenger RNA. RefSeq names its product probable anion transporter 4, chloroplastic. Gene Ontology annotation, biological process: transmembrane transport. Gene Ontology annotation, molecular function: phosphate transmembrane transporter activity. Lineage: Eukaryota; Viridiplantae; Streptophyta; Magnoliopsida; Santalales; Ximeniaceae. The record is from RefSeq and is a predicted model, not a curated record. The coding region runs from base 1082 to 2143 and encodes 353 amino acids. The transcript has 9 exons. Gene Ontology annotation, cellular component: plastid.